Messenger RNA from Pestalotiopsis fici W106-1, 846 nucleotides. RefSeq lists its product as uncharacterized. Bases 1 to 846 code for a protein of 281 amino acids. Gene Ontology annotation, molecular function: catalytic activity. The record is from RefSeq and is a predicted model, not a curated record. The transcript has a single exon. NCBI's taxonomy places the organism in Eukaryota, Fungi, Ascomycota, Sordariomycetes, Amphisphaeriales, Sporocadaceae.
AUGGGUUCCCAGCUUGAUGAUGUGACUCUCAAGAUCAUUAAUUCUCCAAAAUUCGAAAUCAUUACUACAUUCUUAUAUUCAACAGGCCUGCGAGAGAGCUCCAGUAUAACCGAAGGAAACCAAACUCCCCUGAACAACUGCUACCUUCUUGAUUACGGCCUCCACCGCCUCCGUGCUGCAGCAGUCGACUUUUCGUUCGCUCAAGCUCUGUCGAGUCUCGACUGCCCCGGGCUUCUUGAAGCAUUGGCAUCCGAUAUUGAAAAACGUUACUUGGAGGAACAUCCUCAAGAUGGACGCCGUGCGGACAAAAAUUUCAUCGUCCGUCUAGCUUACGGGAAAAAUGGGGAGGUGCACAUAAUGACCGGACCGCGCCCUCGUAUCCCGUUUAUUCAAUAUUAUCCGACAACGCUGCCUGAUCCAAACGCCACCAACAUUGGUGUCCCUGUUGUUGAUUUAUUCGUCGAUCCGGGUCGCAUUGAACCAACACUAUUUACAAAGCACAAGACGACAUUUCGUGACGAUUAUUCAGAUGCGCGCGCAAGAGUGGGCUUAACGCCAACGACGCCAUUCUUGGAGGGUGAGGUUCUACUUGUAAACCAGCGAGAUGAGGUCUUGGGGGGUGGCUUCACCACAGUUUAUUUCUGGCGUAACGGGUCUUAUGUCACACCGGCUAGCAGUAGCGGUGCCAAGAUUGGUGUAUCACGACGGUGGGCCUUGGAAAAUAUCGAUGUGCAGGAAAGCGUGGUUCUCAUCAGAGACGUGCUCGAGGGUGAGCAUGUUUGGUUGAGUUCUGCAGUCAGUGGCUUCUGUCGCGGAAAGAUACGAUUCAUCAACGAGGCAAUGUAA